Messenger RNA from Galeopterus variegatus (Sunda flying lemur), 885 nucleotides. Its product is annotated as WAP four-disulfide core domain protein 1-like. The coding region runs from base 1 to 531 and encodes 176 amino acids. Gene Ontology annotation, biological process: regulation of cell growth. Gene Ontology annotation, cellular component: extracellular region. The transcript has 7 exons. Lineage: Eukaryota; Metazoa; Chordata; Mammalia; Dermoptera; Cynocephalidae. Gene Ontology annotation, molecular function: peptidase inhibitor activity. The record is from RefSeq and is a predicted model, not a curated record.
AUGGCCAGCCGCAGAGGGACGGUCAUCUGGGCUCUGUGCUUCCUGCUCCUUCUCCUGGAAGCCGGGUCUGCCAAGAAUAUCUGGAAGCGGGCACUGCAUGCAAGGCUGGCUGAGAAGUCCCGCGCCGACUCCGAGUGCCCGCGCCACCGGCGCUGCUGCUACAACGGCUGCGCCUACGCCUGCCUGGAGGCCGUGCCGCCCCCGCCAGUUUUAGACUGGCUGGUGCAGCCGAAACCUCGCUGGCUUGGUGGCAACGGCUGGCUCCUGGAUGGCCCUGAGGAGGUUCUGCAAGAGGCUUGCAGCACCACUGAGGACGGGGCAGAGCCGCUGCUCUGUCCCUCGGGCUAUGAGUGCCACAUCUUGAGCCCUGGUGACAUGGCCGAGGGCAUCCCCAACCGUGGGCAGUGCGUCAAGCAGCGCCGGCAAGCAGAUGGUCGAUUCCUACGACAUAAAUUUUACAAAGAAUAUCCAGAGGGUGACUUGAAGAAUGUGGCAGAGCCUGGGAAGGGACAACAGAGGCACUUUCAAUAAAGCAGCAACAGGCAGCCAAUUUGCAAGAAAACUCCUCCACUUCCUGCUAAGCCUUGGAAACAGUUGGGAAAAAUGAUUGGACCCCCCAGAGAUCAUGCUCAGCUCAGCAGAGCAUGGUCCCGGAGAUCCUUAGAGACAGGACACUGGGCUUCAGUCCCAACAUGGCCCUAGGAUGGGUGACUUUGUAGGAGCCACCGAGCAGCUCUGGGUCCCUAUUUCACCAUCCUGGAAACAAAGCCUUGCAGUGCCACAAGAUCUUUACCCUGGGAAGAAGGCACCGCCUUCGUGAGCAUUUUUGAAGCCGUUUUCUAAGACAAUUCAGCAUCUUGGUUGUUUUUUUACAGAUUUCAUCCG